AUGGACAUCCGCACCAAGCCUUUGUGCUACGAGCUCCUGGCAGAAGUUGGGGAAGGCUCCUACGGUAAGGUGUAUAAAGCCAGAGAGCUGGGGGAGAAGCAGCGCUUCCUGGCGGUGAAGAAAUUCAACAUCCGCGGGGACACGUUCGAGAUCGGGAUCCCUGCCUUCAUGAUCCGCGAGGUUGCGCUGCUGCGUCAAAUGAAGCACUUCAACCAUCCCAACAUAGUCAAGCUUUUGGAUGCAUCUGCCAUCCCAGUGGGCAGGAGCCUGGAUCUCACUCUGGUGCUGGAAUACAUCGACCAGGACCUUUCCACCUACCUCUCCAAAGUUCCUGCUUCUGGACUGAGCCAUGACUGUAUUAAGGAUUUGAUGUGGCAGCUGCUGCAAGGAUUGGACUUCCUACACACCCACAUGGUGCUGCACCGUGACCUGAAACCAGAAAACAUCCUGAUCAGCAGCCGCGAAGAAGUCAAGAUCGCAGACUUUGGCCUGGCACGCAUCUACACCUAUAAUAUCGCUCUCACUCCAGGUGUGGUGACGCUUUGGUACAGAGCUCCAGAGGUGCUGCUGAACUCUGUUUACAUGUCCUCAGUGGACAUGUGGAGCGCUGGCUGCAUCUUUGCUGAGCUCUUCCUCCUGAGACCACUGUUUAAGGGAUACACAGAGGUUCAACAGCUGCAAAAAAUCUUUGAGGUGAUUGGUUUGCCCAGCGAGGACGACUGGCCCAAGGACAGCCCCAUCCGAUACUCAGUCAGCUGGGGGCCAAAAGGCUCCAGCAGCAGGCUGCUGCACAACCUCAGCCCCUACGCCAACGACCUGAUAUCUCAAUGUUUGGCAUUCAGACCGAGCCGCCGCAUCUCCGCUGCCAAAGCCCUGACUCAUCCUUUCUUCAUGAAGCACUGAAGAAAGGAACUCCUGCUUCUCUACUGUCAGCUUUAACAUCAGUUCACCAGCAUCAUGAAGAUCAAGGGUCAGGUUUGAGGAGAAAACGUUACGCCUUUAUUAAAACACAUUACGCCUUACUGGUAGAGCAUGAAACACUUUUGAAGGAUUGCUCCGGGACACUUUUAUUUACUUAUUAUUUGGCCACCCUUUAUAUGAACAGUGUAAAAGUAUUAAGGUUCUUUAACAUUUUUUAAUUUUAAGUAUGCUUUGUAAUUCCACAAAACAUAGUCCUGCUUUGUUGUUGAUGAGUGUUGAUGUUGUGUUGCAAAUUACCAACUACACUACAUAUUAUGAGCACCCAAUGUUAAUGGGUUUAUGUUGUUUAAACAAAGCUUUUUUAUUUCUGGGCGUGUAUAUAAAGUCAUUUAUGUUUUUUAUUUAUGGUGUUAUCUCUGUAAUAUUACACCUGUAUUUAUGUUUGUAUUGAAAGGUUUUACAAGAUAUUUUUCUACAUGAGUUACACUGUUCAUUA
Messenger RNA from Trematomus bernacchii (emerald rockcod), 1417 nucleotides. RefSeq names its product cyclin-dependent kinase 21 (gene cdk21). The transcript is spliced from 7 exons. Gene Ontology annotation, cellular component: cyclin-dependent protein kinase holoenzyme complex; cytoplasm; nucleus. The record is from RefSeq and is a predicted model, not a curated record. NCBI's taxonomy places the organism in Eukaryota, Metazoa, Chordata, Actinopteri, Perciformes, Nototheniidae. Gene Ontology annotation, biological process: signal transduction; regulation of G2/M transition of mitotic cell cycle; protein phosphorylation. The coding region runs from base 1 to 903 and encodes 300 amino acids. Gene Ontology annotation, molecular function: cyclin binding; cyclin-dependent protein serine/threonine kinase activity; ATP binding.